This is a messenger RNA of Pseudomassariella vexata, 633 nucleotides long. RefSeq lists its product as uncharacterized. The record is from RefSeq and is a predicted model, not a curated record. Lineage: Eukaryota; Fungi; Ascomycota; Sordariomycetes; Amphisphaeriales; Pseudomassariaceae. The coding region runs from base 1 to 633 and encodes 210 amino acids. The transcript is spliced from 4 exons.
AUGCUCGCACAGCAUAAACUCAUCGAGGACAUGAUUCACCAUGCAUGGGCCAAAUUACCGGCGCGUCCCGGCAUCCGUCUCCCUGUCCUAUCAACCGGUGUCCGGAUCACCGCAAAGUCCUCCCCAGUCCAUCGAGGCUCUCUUGCAUACGCAUCCCCAAACACACCCCGGGCUGCCAGCACCGGUCCCGAAUUAACUAACGGCUCAACCAAUGUAUUCGCAGGUCCAAUUAGCGUACCUAGCAGUCGUGGCAUUAUAAUGCGCGGUGCCAGCAGUCUCGUUCACCGAAAAAUCGGCAUCGUCACACGUACACGAAGGCGCGCUCGACACAUGGGACGCAUUUCUCCAGCAUAUUCGUUCAGUACAAUGUCAGCGACCUCCGAGGCGCACACCCGCGUUGCCGCGAGGUUGACAUACCCUUUGGAUGACGCUUACGACGGCGAGAGCGUGGCUAGCAGGGGCCAGCAUGCUGGGAGGUCGGCCCAGUCUGCGCUCGUUAUCUCGGGCCUUGGAGGUAGAUUUCUGGCAACGGCCAAGGGCCAUCAUAUGCAGGGUUCAGAGCACAGUGAUUCAAGGCCUUCUGGGAGACAUCAGCACAUUGCUCGUCCUUCACGUCGGCUGAAUGUCUCUUGA